Molecule: messenger RNA, 1284 nt
Organism: Huiozyma naganishii CBS 8797
Lineage: Eukaryota; Fungi; Ascomycota; Saccharomycetes; Saccharomycetales; Saccharomycetaceae
Gene: PRO1
Product: glutamate 5-kinase
Exons: 1
Coding region: 1-1284 (427 amino acids)
Cellular component (GO): cytosol; cytoplasm
Molecular function (GO): RNA binding; glutamate 5-kinase activity; ATP binding
Source: RefSeq, a predicted model, not a curated record
AUGGCGGAAAAGAAGACUUAUACACUUGUCAUUAAAUUGGGCUCUUCAUCUUUAGUCGAUGAAAAAACUAAGGAGCCAAAAUUGGCCACAAUGUCUCUCAUUGUGGAGACCGUUGUGAGGUUGAGAAGGAUGGGUCAUCGCGUGAUUAUUGUAUCUAGUGGUGGGAUUGCCAUUGGUUUGAGAGCGAUGAAUUUGCCCAAGAGACCUAAGAACCUAGCUGAAGUACAGGCAAUUGCUGCUGUUGGGCAAGGAAGACUGAUUGGAAGGUGGGAUUUGUUAUUUUCGCAAUUUGGCCAAAGAAUUGCUCAAAUUCUUCUGACCAGAAAUGACAUUGUCGACUGGACACAAUUCAAGAAUGCCCAGAAUACAAUGUCCGAACUGCUGAAUAUGGGUGUUGUCCCAAUCGUAAAUGAAAACGAUACUUUGUCCGUUAGCGAGAUUAAGUUUGGUGAUAAUGAUACUCUAUCGGCUAUCACUGCUGCUCUAAUAAACGCCGACUAUUUAUUCCUGCUCACCGAUGUUGACUGUCUGUACACUGACAAUCCCAGAACCAACCCAGAAGCAAAGCCAAUCUUAGUUGUUCCAGACUUGAGUAUGGGAUUGCCUGGCGUCAAUACCUCGAGUGGAUCGGGAUCUGAUGUCGGCACCGGCGGUAUGCGGACCAAGAUUGUUGCUGCGGAGUUGGCUACCAAUGCUGGGGUCCACACCAUUAUCAUGAAAUCUUCUCAGCCAUCGAACAUCUCUACUAUUGUUGAAUACAUGCAAACCUUGGAUUUGGAAAACGAGAGCAACGGGAAACCUGUAUGCGAUUCCUCCACAGACCUCAUUAAAUUGCAAGAAAAGGAGCUGGCCAGAUUACAAAAACUUCAUGUUCCUUUAUACACUAAAUUCAUUGCAAACGACAACAACCAUCAUUUGAAGAACAGGGACUUUUGGAUUCUUCAUGGGUUAGUCACGAAAGGUGCGGUAGUCAUUGAUGAGGGAGCAUAUAAUGCAUUGACAAGAAAAGAAAAAGCUGGAUUAUUGCCUGCUGGUAUUAUACAGGUCGAAGAUACAUUCCAUGAAUUGGAAUGUGUGGAUUUGAAAGUUGGUAAAAGAUUGGCUUCUGGAGAGUUGGACGUUUCUGUUCCCCUGAAAACUGUAGGCAGGGCCAGGUGUAACUACACAAGUUCCGAGAUCUCUAAGAUAAAAGGUCUGCAAAGUAUUGAUAUUGAGGAGGCAUUGGGUUAUUCGCUUGGUGAAUACGUUGCACAGAGGGAAAAUUUGGCUUUCCCCCCACACUGA